Messenger RNA from Lathyrus oleraceus (garden pea), 960 nucleotides. RefSeq lists its product as uncharacterized. The coding region runs from base 1 to 945 and encodes 314 amino acids. The transcript has 6 exons. The record is from RefSeq and is a predicted model, not a curated record. Lineage: Eukaryota; Viridiplantae; Streptophyta; Magnoliopsida; Fabales; Fabaceae.
AUGUCACUGAAGAGGUUGUUGUUGAACUUGUUGUUGAUUACUCAGGAGUGUCACAAAGUGAUGUACAAUCAGAUGUUCGUAGCUGCAGGGGUUCUUGUUAUAAGUUGGGGGUGGUUAUACGAUUUAUUCAUAGCGCAUAAAGCUGCUUCUAGUUGGGCAUAUGCGACUAGAGCGUAUUUGUUGAUGCUGGUGGAUUCCAUAAUUUUUGUCGACAAGACCUUUACGCUUGUAGAGGCACGAUACCUCUUACUACUUACCGACUUCAAGAGAUGUUCGGGAUACAGUUGGGAAGCAGUUGCAUUAGUUACCCUUUACAGAUACAUUGGAGAUGCUUCCAUGUUUAUUGCAAUGUUGGAUUCACGACCCGCCCAAUUGAGAUACCUCCUACCUAGGGUUUUCCAGCAGAAAGUUCAUUCUGUAUUUCCUGUUCUCUCACUCACACGGUGUUCUCUCACUCACAGCCAAAGCAUUUUUUGUUCUCUCACUCACAGCCGCACCUCCAAAGUUGGGGAUGAUCUUCCUCCUAUUGUUUUGGUGCAUGGAAUUUUUGGAUUUGGCAAAGGGAGGUUGGGUGGUUUGUCAUACUUUGCUGGAGCUGAGAAGAAAGAUGAGAGGGUUCUUGUUCCUGAUCUAGGGUCUUUAACAAGUAUCUAUGAUAGGGCAAGGGAAUUGUUCUAUUAUUUAAAAGGAGGACAGGUUGAUUAUGGUGAAGAACACAGCAAGGAGUGUGGACACUCGCAGUUUGGAAGAAUCUAUGAACAAGAGCAUUAUUCUGAGUGGGAUGAGGAUCACCCUCUUCAUUUUGUGGGACAUUCUGCUGGAGCACAGGUUGUUCGUGUUUUGCAACAAAUGCUUGCUGAUAAGGUUGGUAUUGGUAUUGGUCUUAAUUUUAUGUUUUUCUUUCAACAUUUUGAUUGGCAAACGCUCACAAAAUGUUGUGUUUAAUUAUGUUUGUUUUUU